Messenger RNA from Pangasianodon hypophthalmus (striped catfish), 729 nucleotides. Its product is annotated as E-selectin-like. The coding region runs from base 5 to 727 and encodes 240 amino acids. NCBI's taxonomy places the organism in Eukaryota, Metazoa, Chordata, Actinopteri, Siluriformes, Pangasiidae. The record is from RefSeq and is a predicted model, not a curated record. The transcript has a single exon.
AAAGAUGUUGUCCUUGUUUUUCUCUGUUCUGGUGCUCCUUUUUGGGGUGGCUGCAGGUAUGACAAGAGAAUAUAUUUCUGUUACUAUGACCAAGAACUGGACUGAUGCUCAGAAGCACUGCAGAGAAAACUACAGGGAUCUGGCUACAAUCACUAAUAACGAGGAAAACCAGAGGCUCAAUGCAAUUAAGGGGGGAAGUGAUAGUGUUUGGAUUGGGAUGUACAGAGACGAAAUAAAUGUAGACUUUUGGCUGUGGUCUGAUGGAACAUCAAGCUCUUUUUUUCAGUGGAACACCAACCAGCCAAAUAAUAAUGGAGGAAAUCAGAACUGUGUUGAGAUCGAGCCAGGUGGCUGGAAUGAUCAGCGUUGUUAUGAAGACCGGCGUUUUGUUUGUUACCAGUUUUUAGUCUUGGUAAAGGAGAAUAAGACAUGGGAAGAAGCUCUUGAGUAUUGCAGAAUGAACUACACUGGCCUGGCCUCCCCGGCCUCUGUAACACAAUUACAGUUGGCUGAAAUGGAGAGCAGUCAGACCCAAACAGACAGGGUUUGGGCUGGCCUGCGCUUCCAGAAUGGAAAAUGGCUCUGGGUGAGCAAGGAGCCAUUGGGGACUCUGGUUUCACUGCCCUCAUGCCCGGCUCCACGCUACCGCUGUGGAGCUCGCAACACCAAAACACACCUUUGGGAGAACAGAGACUGCAAUGAGAAGCUUAAUUUCCUCUGCUACUAAUA